This is a messenger RNA of Eimeria necatrix, 1017 nucleotides long. RefSeq lists its product as hypothetical. Lineage: Eukaryota; Apicomplexa; Conoidasida; Eucoccidiorida; Eimeriidae. The transcript is spliced from 3 exons. The annotation marks the transcript as partial. The record is from RefSeq and is a predicted model, not a curated record.
AUGCAAGUUGCAGUGUAUGUACACUCCGCGAAUUUUUUCGCCUCUCCUCGCCUCUGCAGCUUUGUGCACAAAGUACCCAAUCUGCAGUGUACGUACACUCUAAAUGUUUGCAAGAAAAGAACAAUUUGCAUUUUUAUUUUCUUCAAAAAAUGUAAACUAGAAUCCCGCGCCUGCUUGGUGCGCGGGAAGCAGCAGCAGCAGCAGCAGCGCCAUUGUGUACUUUGCUGCAGCGCAGCAAACUUCACUCCGAGGGACGCAGCAAAUGUUGCUCUCUGCCUGCAUCGGCUGCAGCAACAGCAGCAGCAACCGCAGCAGCAACAGCAGCAGCAACAGCAGCAGCAACAGCAGCAGCAACAGCAGCAGCAACAGCAGCAGCAGGAACAGCAGCAGCAACAACAGCAACAACAGCAGCAGCAGCAGGAACAGCAGCGACAGCAGGUGCUGCUGCAGCAAUUGCAGCCAGCCGGCUGGAUAGAAGAGUAUUUCAGACGCCUCAAUAACGCAGCAGCAGCAAAGCACUGGGCCAAUGCAGAGCUGCGCGACGCUGCAAAUGCUGCCUUUGCUGCUGCUGCUGCUGCACCAGCUGCUGCAGUUGCAUAUGCUGCUGCAGCGCCUGCUGCUGCUGCGGCGUCUUUUGCUGCUGCAGCACCUGCUGCUGCUGCUGCUGCAGCAAAACCCGCGCUAUCUCCGCUGCUGGAGCUCGCGCUGCAGCUCUUCAGCAAAGCACAAAAGCAAGGCCACCCAGUCUCUCCUCAAGACGUGACUCGCCUGCUGAGGGCUCUGGCGCUCUCAGCUGCUGCCCCAGCAGCAGCAGCAGCAAAUAUAACAGCAGCAGCAGCAGCAGCAGACUUGGCAGCGCAUGCAGAACGCAGCAAAGGCCUCUACUCGAAGAAGCAGCAGCAGCUCGUUGCAGAUUCGCUUAUACAGGUGGGUGUCUGUACACUGAAGCAGCGGCUGCAGCAGCAGCAGCAGCAACAGCAGCAGCAACAGCAGCAGCUGCUGCAGCAGAGCUUUUAA